Gopherus flavomarginatus (Mexican gopher tortoise) is the source of this 3935-nucleotide messenger RNA. RefSeq lists its product as uncharacterized. Bases 1426 to 3312 code for a protein of 628 amino acids. The transcript is spliced from 3 exons. Lineage: Eukaryota; Metazoa; Chordata; Testudines; Testudinidae. The record is from RefSeq and is a predicted model, not a curated record.
GGCCCCACUGUGACGAACUGGGAAUGUUCUUAAUGUUUGCUCUGAAUACUGUGUUGGUGCCUCAGUGUCCCCUAUGCAGUUCUUAAUAUCUAGGUGGUGGAAUAAGGGUGUGUGAUUGCUACAGAGGAAGGGGCCAGUGCACCUAAAUGCCUGGCACUCUGUCUCCUAGCAACUGAUGGCCUGGGCCCCUCCCCUGCAAAGGUGCCAGCUGAAGGUGUUAGAGACAAAGGGAUCAGGUGACCUCCUGGCCCGGGAAAGGAGCUGAGCAGAGAGGAGGGGCUGGGAGGGGGGUUGUUAGUCUGGAGCUGGCUGGGGUCAAGGGUGGAGGGCAGACCUGGGGGUCUGGCUCACUGCCCCCAGAAUGGACCCAGCCGAGGGGUCCGGUUCGCUGUACCUACAAGCUCUGUUUUAGACCCUGUUCCUGUCAUCGGAUAAACCUCUGUUUUACUGGCUGGCUAAGAGUCACGUCUGACUGCAAAGUGGGGGUGCAGGACCCAGUGGCUUCCCCAGGACCCCGCUGGGGUGGACUCGCUGUGGGAAGCGCACGGAGGGGCAGAGGAUGCUGAAUGCUCCAAGGAGAGACCCAGGAGGUGAAGACGUGUGAGCUUCUUGCCCUGAACAAGUCUGCUCCAAGGGAGAGGAGGCUCCCCAAAGUCCUAGCUGGCUUGGUGGGGAGCAGUUCCGGAGCAUCGCCCGGGGACUCCGUGACAACUGGUGGCAGCGGCGGGACGUACUGCACCCCGUGAAUGGCGCUGCUUGCAGUAAGUGACUGGGGAGCAGUAAAACAAAGGAGGGAUAAUGAGGACCAGGCGUGCUGAAGGCUCAGAGAGGGACGGUUUCAGGGGUCAGUUAACCUCUGGGAGUGUGUGACCAGCGAGAAGGACUGUUGGAGUAAUGGGGUCCCCCUGAGGACUGCAGCGAGCAGUCUCAGGGGCGGAGGAGCUUGCCGCUCGACCCUGGGAGAGAGAAGGAUUUUUGCAGUAGCAGGGUUCCCCGGGGGAUUGCAGGAGCAGUCCCAGGGGCGGAGGAGUCUGCAGCUCGACCCUGGCAAAGAGGUGGUGAUCACGAGAAGGGCUGGCACACCAGGGGUUCUUCCUGGAAACCAUGGGGGAGCCAAGAGCACACAGGCCUGUGAGUCCAGAGCCACUUGGGAACGGUGAAGUGAUGGCCUAUCACCAUCUCCUUGAGAAGGACAUUGUGAUCCUGUGCACAAAGAGAGGGUUACGCAUGGGGAAAUUCACCAAGGCACAGUUAAUCGUGCAGUUGAAGGAGAAGCACCGCUCUGAGGAGCAGAUUCCUGGCCCAGAUGGGGCUACAAGAGGAUCUGAGAGCCGCUGGAGCAUCAGCCAGGCAUCCCCGGGAGUCUGGUCCCCAAUCAGACGAGGGUCUUCAUGAUUGGGUUCCCCAUCAGGAGAUUGGAGACGGAUGGGAUGGGAGCAGAGCCCGAGAGAGCGAGAGGACCAUGAGAGAAAGGAAGAGCUCGAGGAAAAGCUGCAGAAGAAGCAGCAGCAGCGUGGACUGGUGAUGGUGGAGCAGAGAGACAUAGGGGGCUGCCCAGGGGUCAGUGGGGAAACACGCCUGCAGGGGCGAGACCCUGGGACAGAGAGAACUGUGGUGGUGCAGCCCCAGAUGCUGAGGGACUGUGGGACCUGGGUGAAGUUCCCUGGGGUGAGGCCCCUCGGCCUGCCUAUGGCCCAGAUCCCUGUGCAGACCCAGGAGGGGUCGGGCUGGCUGGUAGUUGGGGUUCUCCAGGAUAUCGGCUGGGAGGCCCUGUUGGGGGGUGACUGUCUCCCCAUGGGACAGGAUCCAGGCCCCGCUCCUGUAACGGCCGAGGGUUUGAAUUCAAAUCCAGGGAACCAAUUGGCUAGGAUGGAAAUGGUCAGUGAAAAUUCAAAUGACCUGGCUGGCAGGGGGGAGGGGCUGCUGGGCUCAGGAUACCUGCCUACCUAUAACCAGCCCCCUGGGGCUGAGUGGGAGGGAGAGAUGCUCCCCGCCCCCCUGCACACCGGAGAGGGGGCUCACACUGGCUCUGAUGCUGUGACCAGAGCAGAGAGCUCACUGCCUGCCUCCACUGGGACAGCAAGGGCAGUGCUGAGCACGGGGGGAGCUGAGACCCCAGCUGAGUGCGGGGACACCCAGGCAGGGCAGGUCAGCUGCCAAACAGGUUUGCCUGGUCCAGACGUGCUGCUGGGAAGUGAUUACACAGCAGGGAGGGAGCUACCAGGGACAGGGCUCAGGGGGGCUGUGACCCCAGGCCCAGCCAGCGGGAGGGGGCAGGUCCCACUCCCUGCCCCAGCUGCUGAAUCCCAGACCGAGCUGCAGAAGGAUCCCUCCUUGGAGAAGCUGAGAGAACUUGCUGGCCACAGCGCUGCAAACCCCCUUGGGGAAGGCUGCAGGGACAGAGUCCUGCAAGAGAAGGGAUUCCUGUACCGGGAAUGGGCUCCCCAAGGGGAAGUAGAACUGGGGGGAAUCGGGAGACAGCUGGUGGUGCCCCAGGAAUCCACAGGGUUCUUCCCUUUCGAGCUGCUGGAUGGGAGGAGAGUGAGGGGACCCCUGAACCUGGAGAGAGAGGUCAGGGAUAUGCUGGCUUUAGAUGGGAUCCAGCCAUUUUACAGCCCAUGGGCCUCACCCGUGGGGCUGAUCCCCAAGCGAGACAGGAUGAUCUGGUUUUAUGGGGGCUAUCAGAAGCUUAAAGCCAUCACAGUGUCCGAUGCCGACCCCAUGCCUAGGCCUGGGGAGAUUCUAGACAAGCUGAGAGGGAUGGAGAACUUGGCCCUGGCAGACACUGAUAACAUGUGCAUCUUUAGCCAGACCUGGGAGGAACAGGUGUCCCAGGUGAAGAGGGGGCUGGGCUGCCUCAAGGAGGUGGGACUGACGGUAAAAGCUGGAAAGUGCAAGGGGGGAUGGCAGAGGUGUUGUGUCUGGGCCACAAAGUGGGAAGCGGCUGCCCAAGCCCAGAGCUGGCAAAGGCCAAGAUGGGGGCUCUUAACCAAGGGAGCCCGAAUCACAGACCAGAGUGCUGGGAAAAGACCCAAUCCCAGCUUGAAGCCCAGGGGUACUGGGGUGGUAAAGGGUGUGGGCUGCAUAAACGUUCCCACAUGCGGCCUGCAAGUGCCAUCAAGCACACCCGACCUAAGGGAGGGCGUAAGACUGGACUGUCCUGGUGUAACUCACACCAAGGAAUGGGAGAGAUGCUGGGGCAUCCAUGGGAACCUUGGUGGGUUCGAACUUCCCCAGGUCACUGGCUGGAGUGACCUCGCUCAGUUCGGUCUCGAAGGGGGGAGAGAUGUGACGAACUGGGAAAGUUCUUAAUGUUUUCUCUGAAUACUGUAUUGGUGCCUCAGUGUCCCCAUGGCAGUUCUUAAGUAUCUGGCAGAGCAAAGGGCCAGUGCACCUAAAUGCCUGACCCUCUGUCUCCUAGCAACUGAUGGCCUGGGCCCCUCCUCUGCAAAGGUGCCAGCUGAAGGUGUUGGAGACAAAGGGAUCAGGUGACCUCCUGGCCCGGGAAAGGGGCUGAGCAGAGAGGAGGGGCUGGGAGGGGUUGUUAGUCUGGAGCUGGCUGGGGUCAAGGGUGGAGGGCAGACCUGGGGGUCUGGCUCACUGCCCCCAGAAUGGACCCAGCCGAGGGGUCCGGUUCGCUGUACCUACAAGCUCUGUUUUAGACCCUGUUCCUGUCAUCGGAUAAACCUCUGUUUUACUGGCUGGCUAAGAGUCACGUCUGACUGCAAAGUGGGGGUGCAGGACCCGGUGGCUUCCCCAGGACCCCGCUGGGGUGGACUCGCUGUGGGAAGCGCACGGAGGGGCAGAGGAUGCUGAAUGCUCCAAGGAGAGACCCAGGAGGUGAAGACGUGUGAGCUUCUUGCCCUGAACAAGUCUGCUCCAAGGGAGAGGAGGCUCCCCAAAGUCCUGGCUGGCUUGGUGGGGAGCAGUUCCGG